UUAACAGUGGCGGGGUCAACCAGACCCACCUGGUCCUAACCAAGGCCACCUGCUACUUAGGCUGGGUAGAGGUAGCCGGUGACUCACCUUGCAGUCUCGUAGCAGACCUCGGCUCCGGUUCAUCUGUACUCCUCGCUCGCUAGCGUCUCCACAUCUGGGAAAAGUUGUCGCCCAUGACCUCCUAACCGGAAAACUUUUUAUAGUUAUCCUUUUUUCCUGGUGAGCAGCUAGCUACUGCUUCCGGUGCGGGACCCGGAGUUCCAUCCAUUUUUUUUUUCACCCUCUGCUUGAGCUUGUCACAUUAAAGAGUGUAAAGCCGAAGAAGAGAAGUCCGAGGCGGAGUGUAGAAGUGGACCUUUUUCAGUGCGCCUGGAAGCCCUGCUUGGUCUCUAUGGCAACCCGCCUUAGUUCUGCAGUCUCCUCAGCUCACCUGUCAGACACCCAGCUCCAGGCUUCCUCAACCGCAUUUGAUAUAAGGCAUUUUAGUUUAUCGGCAGUUUAAUUGUGUGCCUAACGUGUAUAAAAACGACUAGAAUGCGGUCUGCUGUUUUGUAGUAUUACUAAGAGCCGUUGUAUGAGGACGCUAUGUUUGCUCCACAAUAAAUACUCAGCAUAUAUGGUACACAUGUUAAAUAUAAUUGAAAUAAAGCUGCAAGUAGUGGGUGUUAAUGUUUCAAAUGGUGUAUUGUGUAUAAAGCUGCUGAACUCAGAAGUGCUUCCGCAUGAAUAUCAUGUGUACUUAUAGAAUAUUACUUUACCAUGGAAUAUUUACAACUUACAACUCCUGCAUUUCUGCAUCCAUAUAGAUUCCAGUAUCAAAACACCUUGCAAUAUAUACAUACUUUUCUCAACACACUUUCUCAUUCUGCAUAAUAAUUGGUUGAUAUCUUUAUAAAAUAUAUCUGAAGGUGAUGAUAGAAGUAGUGAGAAUGAGUGACUUUACGCCACGGUUAUAUGAAGUCAAAGUCGUGGUCGUUCGGCUCGAUGACCUCUGGGGUCAUGACCCGACCCAUGAAGAGGAUGGACCCUGGAGGGAAAGAAAAACACACGUACUGGAUGGUGUGUGAGUUACUUAAUGCAGUUCAAUGUGACCUCUAAUGUGGUUUAAUUAAUAAUACAGGUGGUCGGUGGCUUACGGCGUUUCACCAUUUUGUGUAGAUGUGAACCAGACGUGCCCUGAACACCUCCCCAGGGAGUUCAUGAACCCAAUCGUCUCAACUUGUGAGCUGAGUGUUUCGUGAUGCCCCUCAUAAAAACAAACAUUCACAUACAUACCUGUUCUCCGGUUUCUGAUGACGAAGAAAAAUGGGUGAUCAGCCAUGACUUGUGGGUACAGAACAAGAGUCCUGGUCAGGGCGAUCAUUCCUGGAAGAGGACAUAGGAGAGUCAACCAUGUAAUCCACCGCCAGAAGGGGGCAGUCGAAGUAUCACAAGCUCUCACACGUUACAUGCUAUGACAGCCUGUUGCUUUUCGUUCUUGUGUCUGUCCUGCUUGGUUCUCUUCUGUUUGCCAAUCAGCUCCUUACCCUGCCCCGUCUAGCCUCGUCACGUGUACUAUAAUUAAACACAGAAGUCUACCUGAUCCGACGGCACCCUCGGCUCCCUCCUCAGUCACCUCCAGUUUUCUUCCCAUGCUGUCAGCCUGUGGGUGGGAUUGAACGUAAGGAAAGUGGCAACAGUGGACAGCACACACAUAAAGAUCCAUUAAUCGGUCAACAAUUAUCGUGGAGAACUUGAGUAAAGAAUCAGACAGUGCCUCAGUCAUGGCUCUCCACACUGUGAUGUAUCCUAUCUUUAAGCAGGAGUCAACUCCUUGAUGACAUCAUAGACAGAAGACGGGCUGCGUAGCUGAUUUUGGAUGUUACGGACCCUGGCGGACAAGGAGAAGGAUGACUGGAAAGAGUCGUUGGCGAAAGUUAUUCAUGCAUACAACUGUGCCUCAUAUUACCUCAUCUUUGGAUGUUCCCCACGCCUGCCCAUUGACCUGGCCUACAGUCCAGUGUAUCAGAUCAGUCCUGGAAAUGGAACCUUCUGUUUCCCUGUGACUUCCUGCCCCUUGAAAAUCUGAAAAUCUGCCAGCACAGACUACCCAGCCCCAAAAAGACUCAAAGUCACAAAGUCUCUCGACCUCCACGUAAACAGCGGCAACAGCGCGAGAAUAGCGACACAUCGGAUGACAACAGCGGCACCGUCCAGUGGUACCUCAGAGCCCCACCAUCCUCAACCAAAUCUUUGUCACCAAGAAGAAGGAUGCGUCAGAACAGAUUGAAGACUCUGAACCUUGAAACCUUGAAAGGUCAGGCGAUGGUGAGACUGAGAUUGACAUUCCGGCAGCGGAAAAGAUGAGAUGGCGACCGACUGUACGAAGUCAUGACACUCUAGGUCAGCUGACUUUGGUCCAGAGAGACCGCAAGUUGCAGAAAGUCAACCUGUCAGCAGCACAGACUUUGCGUGCCGCCUUUAUUAAGGCAGAGGAGGAUAACCCCGGAGUGACUCAGGAAUUUGCGCUGAAGCUACUUGAGAAGAAGAACAUAAAAAUCAAUUAUAAUGAGUGUCUCUUUCGCAUGGCCGCAGCUGAUAUGAAAGAGUUCUGUAUUGAAAGGCAGGAGCCAGAGUUCCAGGAACCGAAUAAGCGGACAUGGGCAUUGAAACACAUCCUCAGUACAGUAUCUGAUGAGAUCAGUGGAAGAGUGGGAUUCCUGCAGACCAUCAAGUCAGGCAAAUGGGUGUCAAUGUGGAGGGUUGCAGUACACCAGACAUUGCCAAUGCCAUAAAAGAGAUGCUAGACAUUGUUAACGCCAUCUUCAGGAGAUAGCGGUAUCAAAACAGACAGCUUAUGUUUCUGGAAUCAAGCAAAUGUACAUGUGGAACAGUGAAGGCCACAGGCGAAGAACCGUUGUGCAUUUGAAGAAUACAACGUGUCUUGGAUAACAUCAGGGACGAUUCGCCUUCCAAACUUGGACACCCACUGGAAGACGUUAGAUUUCUUGGUCUGCAGUGUAACCAUGGGAACCAGGAUGGAGGUGACACUGCUUGAGAGCCGGAUGACUACUGAGGACUACAGGAAGCUGCAGAGCCUUUUCCUGGACUCUUCAGGGGUGCCUUGCUCUUUGUCCAGAAAGGAAUUCAUCCACCUCGCCUCCUCUAUGGUCAGCUGCGGCUCCGAAGAGGAGUACGGCUUCCUGUUUGACAGUGUGGUUGCCUGUCAAGAGCACCGUGGACUCCUCCUGGACUGCGAAGCUGUGAAGGAAGAAGGCCGCGUGGACUGGGGAGGACUGUGCUCGUUUCUUCAGCAGACGCUGUCUGAAAAACUGAAGCACAGCAGAAAAAGAAAUGCGCCUUACUGGAAGCCUCCUCGUUCUCUGACCUGUCCCCAUCGAGAUUCUUUACAGAAGGUGUUGUACCUAAAGAAUUGGGGUCAGUACAUGACGGUGAGCAAAGGAGGAUCUGUGGGCCUGCGGGACAGUUCUGACAUGUCACUACUGAGCACCCAACGACUGCAUAACAGCACAGUCCAACCCAAAGACCUCUGGGUGACAGAUGUGGUGCUGAUGCACAAUUUAUAUAAGAUUGCUGUGUCAUUCACGAGUAAGGAAAUAGUUUUUUAUGACAUAUUGCCGAAAAUGGACUUCAGCUGCACAUACAAACUACAGGGUUUGAAGUUUACACCGUGGUGUCUGGACUACUGGACCAAUAUCUCUAACCCAGAUGUGGCUAUUCUUGCUAUAGGUGACAUUGGUGGACAGGUUAGCGCUUUAUAUUUCACCUCAGCUCAAAUUUCUUUGUUUGAACGGCGUAGUCGGUGGACAGACUCCGAUUCUGUGGUCGUUGUCCAAUGGGAUGAUGUGGUCAAAGGAACACAUCACUGCUGUUACAUCGUCACACAUCAGGGACAUGAACCGGCCUGGGUGAGGAAAGUCCUUUACUUGGACUCACUGGAGGCCUUUGUGUCAUGCAGCACCAGGCCACAAAGCAGCAUGGUGAUUGGCUGGCGGGAGAAGGAGCGCAAGAGUCUACGAGUCUCUUCCUUCGUUACAAAGAGGGGAGUUUGGGACAUAGAUUAUCAUCAUGAGCUGAAACUUAUUGCCACGGCAGGUGUAGAUCAUCAAGUCCAGCUAUGGAACGCUUAUGUGACCUCUCAGCCAGUCUGCAUACUCACUGGCCACAUGGCCCCAGUUACAUCUGUUCACUUCAUGCAGAAGAAACAACUACUCAGCUUCUCAAGAGAUAAGGUUUUGUUUUUAUGGGAUAUUUCCAGUCAGCUGUGUGUUCACCGUCUGGAUGGCGUUUUUCCAGCAACGCAAGAGAGCGUGCACACACUUCUGCUGUGGAUUGAAGAGCGCCAACUCCUGCUGCUCACCUUCAAUAGCGUGCUUGUUUUGUUGGAGACCAUGAAGGAGGAGACAAGAACCAGCAGCCAUGAGCAUCCCGUCACCUGUGUGCUCUACAACAGCCUUUUCAGACAGGUAAUAAGCAGUGACACCGGCUCUUCUGUGAUCUGCUGGCUAGCUGACACAGGCCAAAAGGUUAAACAAAUUCACCGUUGCCAUGGCAAUGCAGAGAUCUCCACCAUGGCUUUGGAUGGCACACAGACAAGGCUGUUCACUGCAGGCACUGAUGGAGAGGUUAAAGUAUGGGACUUCAAUGGCCGCUGCCUCCAUAGAAUGAACGCUGGCCUGGGCAAGGCUGUAGUCAUCUCACACAUCCUGCUGCUGAGGAGAAGCAUCCUGGUGAUGGGCUGGGAGAGGAUGUUGACAGUAUUUCGCCUUCAUUCUUUCUCAAAGUCUCAAGUUGAGCCAUCAGAGUGGAAGGGCGGUGUUCAUCACCGUGCAGAAGUGCUGUGUGCGGCAUUCCAGCCUCUGCAGACUCUGGUCACAGGAAGUUGUGAUGGAGAGAUUAUAGUGUGGAACAACAACACUGAAAAAGCUUUGAGAAAACUGCAGCCGCCAGCUAAGCAUGAAGAAUUCAAACAAAAGGACAAUCCUGGGAUCACCAGAUUGAUAUUUUUACAAAGUCGUACAGCCGCACAAAUAGGAACAGGUAGUGCAGACCUGGUGUCAUGUGGCAGUUCUGGACUGGUCAGGUUCUGGAAUACCAUCACCGGGCGUCUGCUUGGAGAGUUCACGGCACAUAACGGACAACCGGGCUCUAUUGUCAUGACUGUCAGCCCCUGUGGAAAAUUUCUCGUCACAGCAGAUCAGGAGGGUACGAUCAAGACGUGGGACAUUGAGCGUUAUUCCCUGAAGUCUGAUGAGGAUGUGCUGACGGAAACUCCCGAAUUGCUGCAGAGUUUCCACCCACACCAGAAUGGGGUCACUCACCUGGAAAUGUGUGUCCACAACGAUCAACUCCUUCUUCUAUCAGCAUCUUCAGACUGCAGUGUGGCCCUCAGCUAUCUGUCAGGAGAAACUAUUGGCUUGUUUGGACAGGAGGAGCAGUGGAGAAUCAACAGACCUGAGCAUGAGCACCAACAGGAGGAGGUGGCCUGACGGAUGAGGAAGAAGACUGUCUGGGUGAAUAGUCCCUUUUGACUUAAGCGUCAUGGUAUUUUAAUUAUGAUAUAUACAAUUUUUCCUCAGUUCACGUCUGCACCGGUUAGCCAAAAAGUAUCCUAAAAUUGCAUUACUUAUUUCACAUUUUACUAAGGUAGCCUGUAAGGCACAUACAACGGUGUGAAAAGGUUUAAACACAUUCUAUCAUUUUUGAAGCACUGCAUUAAGGACAUGCAUCACUGUUUGUAUCAUAUAGCUUUUAUUAUAAAUAACAAUUUUUGACUGAACAUGGUGAAACAUAAACGUAAUCGCACUCAUGAGAUGUUGACAAUGUCAAUGGGUAUAUGGAUAUGUUGGGUAUUAAUGUCAAUACAUUUUUGUCGUUGGUCCACUUUUAUAAAAGCAUCAUUGAGAAAUGUGUGCUCAGUCUAAUAAAUGAUGGUAGUGAGGGAUUUGUUGCUAUAAAUUUUGACAUUAUUUUGGCGCUAAACAUAAAUGAUAGUCCCUUGAAGUCAAGUAGAAAGAUGUUCUCGACUUACGUCAGCAGUUACAGUCUGGAGAAAGUAUAAAUCUUUGUACGGGUCACGGUUACUGUACCAUUUAUCAGCCGGAGCUGUGAUAUUACAUCCUAAUGAGAUGGAAAAUCAAAACUAUGUGAUGGACUUGGGCUGGGAUGCUGAAGUACUGUGGCAAAAUAUAUUUCUUCCUCUGAAUUAUAUGACCCACCAACCCCCAAAAGAUCUGCCUGACCAUUAAAUGAAACCACUCAAAGGUAUAAUUUAAUAUUCAGUUGGAGAAAGGUCUGAAAAAUAUGGAGAGAAAAUACAAUUCUAACAUUUACCGGUGGGUUAUACCUA
Molecule: messenger RNA, 6349 nt
Organism: Doryrhamphus excisus (bluestripe pipefish)
Lineage: Eukaryota; Metazoa; Chordata; Actinopteri; Syngnathiformes; Syngnathidae
Source: RefSeq, a predicted model, not a curated record